CGGCGGCGGCGGAGAAGCGGAGGAGAGACGAGACGGAGAGCUCGGUGAAACAGAAGAUCAAGCAGCUCGAGGCGAAGACCGCCGCGGAGAUUCUCGACGCGGAGGCGAAGAUCAACGACGCGUGGAAGCGAGAGAAGAAGCUCCGCGAGGAGGACGCGAAACGACACCGGGAGGAGCUCGAAGAGGUGAUGAAGCGAUCGGACGCGGCGCGUCUCGAUGCGGAGGCGGAGGCGAAGACGCGCGUCCAACGCGCGGAACUCGACGCGAAGACGAGAGUCGACGCCGCGGAGAAGACCGCCGCGGAGAAGGUCGCGGAAGCGGAAGCGAGGCUGACGAACGCGGAGGUGAUGAAACACCUCGACGCGAAGGUGCGAGCGUCCGAGCUCGAGAUGCGGUCACGCCUGGCGAAGAUCGAAGCCGCCGCGAGCGAGAAGGAAAAGGUCGCCGCCGCCGCGAAGAUGGUCGACGCUGAGACCGCGGAGCGCGCGUCGAACUGGAUGACGUCCGCGAAAGCGGUCGAGGACAUGGCGUCCACGGCGACGCGCGCGAUCGAGGGCGAGAUGAGGCUGCGCGACGAGGUCGCGCGGCUGGAGAACGAGCUGCACGACGUCCGAAGGGAACUCGAUCACGCCGUCGAAGAAGCGUCGAUGAGCGCGAAGACGGCGGCGGACGCCGACGCGGCGGCCGCGGCGGAGCGCGAGCGGCAGCGCGCGGCGGUCGCCGCGCGCCUGGAAGAGGAGACGACGCGCGCGGACGCCGCGGAGGCGGACGCGAAGCGUUGGAAGCUCCUCGCGGACGCGCGCGAGCGCGAGGUAUCGAAGCUCGCGUCGGAGCUCGAAACCGCCGCGACGGUCGCCGCGGCGGAGGCGGCGGCGGCGGCGGACGCGACGGACGACGUCGUCGGGGUGUACCUGACCGGCAUCGGGGACUUGCGGGACGAGCUGCGCGCGAUGAAGCGGCGGUACGCGCACGACGUCGACGCCGCGAAGGUGCGUUCAUAUUUACACUGGUUCCCAUACAACCGCGUUCGCGUGGUGAACGCCGAUCCUUAAGGACUUUUCCCGGCGUGUCUCUCCGCCCAUCCCUCGCUUUCAAUCCCCGCCCUCGACGCCUUUCAACUCCGCUUCUGACGCCUUUUAACUCCACCCCGACAUUCGUCGCUUCGUAUCCGUCGCCAAAGCGCGAGGCGGAGAAGGCGCUCGACGAGAUUAAAGCCGCGUUCGACGCGCGACUCGACGCGGCGAAUAAAAAAACGCUCGACCGCGCCGCCGAGGGCGACGCCGCGCUUCGCGCGUCGCGGCGACUGCAGCACCAGCUCGAGCUCGAGACGCGAGCGGGGCUCGAGCGCGAGAGCGAUGUCGCCGUCGAGCUCGAGCGCGCGCGAGAGGACUCGCGCG
Micromonas pusilla CCMP1545 is the source of this 1397-nucleotide messenger RNA. RefSeq lists its product as uncharacterized. The transcript has 2 exons. Bases 189 to 1052 code for a protein of 287 amino acids. Lineage: Eukaryota; Viridiplantae; Chlorophyta; Mamiellophyceae; Mamiellales; Mamiellaceae. The record is from RefSeq and is a predicted model, not a curated record.